Neltuma alba is the source of this 826-nucleotide messenger RNA. RefSeq names its product RNA demethylase ALKBH9B-like. Lineage: Eukaryota; Viridiplantae; Streptophyta; Magnoliopsida; Fabales; Fabaceae. The coding region runs from base 33 to 632 and encodes 199 amino acids. The transcript has 4 exons. The record is from RefSeq and is a predicted model, not a curated record. Gene Ontology annotation, molecular function: mRNA binding; demethylase activity. Gene Ontology annotation, biological process: mRNA catabolic process.
UAGAAUGUACAUAUUCAGAACCUAGAAAGUGGAUGCGUGGCAAAGGGCGUGUAACAAUACAAUUUGGUUGUUGUUACAAUUAUGCAAUAGACAGAGAUGGCAAUCCUCCUGGCAUUCUAAGAAAAAAAGAGGCUGAUCCAUUACCAAAUUUGUUCAAGAAAAUGAUCAAGAGGAUGGUUAGGUGGCACAUACUGCCUCCAACAUGCAUCCCUAAUAGUUGCGUUGUCAACAUAUAUGAUGAAGGCGAUUGCAUUCCUCCUCAUAUUGAUCAUCAUGAUUUUGUGCGACCUUUUUCAACAGUUUCAUUCUUAUCUGAGUGUGACAUAUUAUUUGGUUCAAAUCUAAAAGUUGUUAGUCCUGGGGAGUUCCAAGGGCCUGUUCGUAUCUCUUUGCCCGUUGGAUCAGUGUUUAUUUUCAAUGGUAAUGGAGCUGACGUUGCUAAACAUUGUAUCCCAUCUGUCCCAACCAAAAGGAUUUCAAUCACAUUUAGAAGGAUGGAUGAUAGUAAACUACCAUCUAACUUCUCACCUGAUCCUGAGUUGGAGAGCAUCAAGCCUCUUGACCUUUCUUCUUCAAAUAAAACAGAGAUUGAGUAUUCAGAGAAUAAGAAACACAAGACAAAUAGUGUUUGAAUCUAAUGCAGCAAGGCAAAGGUUACAGUUGAACAGAUUGAGUUUACAAAUUUAUUGUUAAUUAUGUAGUUAUAUAAUUUUGAGUGUUUUGUAUAGUCGAUGAGUUUGCUCAGAUUUUGAGAGGUUGAUAUGCAAUAUUUAUUGCAAACGACAGUGUUUAUAUCAAUAAUGUGACCUCCAUCUUUGAAUUUUUU